This is a messenger RNA of Phodopus roborovskii (desert hamster), 1669 nucleotides long. RefSeq names its product actin related protein 6 (gene Actr6). The coding region runs from base 35 to 1225 and encodes 396 amino acids. Gene Ontology annotation, molecular function: nucleosome binding. NCBI's taxonomy places the organism in Eukaryota, Metazoa, Chordata, Mammalia, Rodentia, Cricetidae. The record is from RefSeq and is a predicted model, not a curated record. The transcript is spliced from 11 exons. Gene Ontology annotation, cellular component: Swr1 complex.
GAGCCGCUCGGCUGCGGCGUUGGUGGGUGCCGAGAUGACGACCUUGGUUCUGGAUAACGGAGCCUACAACGCCAAGAUCGGUUACAGCCAUGACAGUGUCUCGGUUAUUCCCAAUUGUCAGUUCAGAUCAAAAACAGCGCGUCUUAAAACAUUUACUGCUAACCAGAUUGAUGAAAUAAAAGACCCUUCAGGACUCUUUUACAUUCUUCCUUUUCAAAAGGGCUACUUGGUGAAUUGGGAUGUCCAACGACAAGUUUGGGAUUAUCUUUUUGGAAAAGAGAUGUAUCAGGUUGAUUUUUUAGAUACUAAUAUUAUUAUAACAGAACCCUAUUUUAACUUCACUUCAAUUCAAGAGUCAAUGAAUGAAAUUCUAUUUGAGGAAUAUCAGUUCCAAGCAGUAUUAAGAGUAAAUGCCGGUGCUCUCAGCGCACACAGGUAUUUCCGAGAUAACCCUUCUGAGUUAUGCUGCAUCAUUGUAGAUAGUGGAUAUUCCUUCACGCACAUAGUUCCUUACUGUCGGAGUAAAAAGAAAAAGGAAGCAAUUAUUCGGAUAAAUGUGGGCGGAAAACUCUUAACAAACCAUCUAAAAGAGAUCAUAUCCUACAGGCAGCUGCAUGUUAUGGAUGAAACUCAUGUGAUAAAUCAAGUGAAAGAAGAUGUGUGCUAUGUGUCCCAGGAUUUCUACAGGGACAUGGAUAUCGCAAAAUUAAAAGGAGAAGAUAAUACGGUGAUGAUUGACUACGUUUUGCCUGACUUCAGUACAAUUAAGAAGGGCUUUUGUAAGCCGAGAGAAGAGAUGGUGCUAAGUGGGACCUAUAAGUCUGGGGAACAGAUUCUUCGCCUGGCCAACGAGAGGUUUGCUGUUCCAGAAAUACUCUUUAACCCCUCUGACAUUGGCAUUCAGGAGAUGGGGAUCCCGGAAGCUAUCGUCUAUUCAAUUCAAAACCUGCCUGAAGAAAUGCAGCCACAUUUUUUUAAGAACAUCGUUUUGACAGGAGGGAACUCCCUCUUCCCAGGAUUCAGAGAUCGGGUGUACUCAGAAGUCCGCUGUCUGACACCAACAGAUUAUGAUGUUUCUGUCGUGUUGCCUGAAAACCCUAUUACUUACUCCUGGGAAGGUGGAAAGUUGAUAUCAGAAAAUGAUGACUUUGAAGAUAUGGUGGUUACAAGAGAAGAUUAUGAAGAAAAUGGACACAGUGUCUGUGAAGAGAAAUUUGAUAUUUAAGAAACAUUUCUGAAUGAAAGUCUUGGGAAGUUGAUUUCAAAGUUUCUUAAAGGAGGCUGAGGAUUGUGUUACCUUUCAUCGUAAGAGAAAGUCUUCAAACUAAUAUAAAUAUUCUGAGCCAUGGCUGAUGUUCACAGGCUUCUAAUGUGGGUUAAUACUGCCAAGUGUACUUCAGCCCACAUUUCAUUUAGUAGUUAGACUACUAUACCAAUAUAGAUUGUUGUCAUGAGAAAGUGAAGAGUAAAUGUUUAAUUCUUCAUACUUGAAAACACAGAUUUAAAUAUCUCACCAGUCAGUUUUGCCUAAAAGACUUUUGUAUAGUUUUGACUGUGAUUGGCUGAAGAGUUUGCAGACUGAUAAGAUUCUUAUCUUAGAACUAAGUAUUUUAUUUACAGUUUGUUAUUCUUAUUUGUACAUAAUAAAGUUGGAAAGAUCAGUAUUAAA